This is a messenger RNA of Schistosoma rodhaini, 848 nucleotides long. The record is from the annotation of a GenBank genome assembly. NCBI's taxonomy places the organism in Eukaryota, Metazoa, Platyhelminthes, Trematoda, Strigeidida, Schistosomatidae.
CACGAUUGGUCUAUGCUUAAACAUGUUACUAUAUGGUGGUAAUAAUUAUUUCCUGACAGUAUAACAACUAAACCAGCCUAAAUACUGCCUGUAAUUAUUAAAUUUAAACUAUACACGUACGCUUAUAUUCUACAUUUCAGAACUGUUGCGAAAGAGAUAUAAAGAUAUAUUACUAAUUUUAAUUUAUAUAGCGGUUGGAAUUUUCGAAAUAAAAGCUAGUUAUUUGAACUGUGUAGUCAUCUAUACAUUCGGGUAAAAAUUGAACAUGUCAGAUACAUUAUAUAAAACAACUGGAAUACUAUUUUCUACGGUGAUUUUACUGUCCUUCAAAAAUAUUAAUACUUCAGCGUUUAUUAUGGAGAACCAGUCACCAUCAUUAUUGAAGCGAAGCUGGGUAUACUCAGAUACAUAUAACUGCGAAAAAAUCUAUAGCUGUUUCAAUACGAGACAGUGUCGCCAAAGGUAUAACUCACCGAACUAUUUCUGUGCAAACAUUUAUCCCUGUGGGUCAUCAUGUGCACCACUGGAUUAUCAUGGUCACUUAAGGUCAUACGAACUCGCGACAGAAUAGAAAAGUAAAGAACUAAAUUGAAAAAUAUCAACAGGUAAAACCUCAUGUUAAUAAUAAUUGCCUAAGACUACGACUUAACAAAAUAAAGAUGCAAUGUUAUAUUAUUCACUUUUAUGGAAGCAACUAGGACGGGGUAACAACAAACCAUUCAACUAAAAUAUAUAUAUCUUCAUGCCUAUCCCUAGUUAAUUAAAACAGUUCACAUCAAAAUCUCGUGUUUCCAGUUAAUGUAAUUUCAAAACAAUAAAUGCUAAAUUUAGACUAUGCGAAAUAAAAC